AUGACGAAAGGCAAUAUUUCUGCGUUCACAUCUCAGUGCAAGAAUGCGGAUGUGAUAAAGUUGAUUGGGCAAAGCAGGCUUCCUACUCAAGGCCUGUCCGUACGAGAAUUUAUGAGCCUUGUGCACGCUCCAGUAUUGGAAAUGUGUAUCCGAGUGGAAAUGUCUACCAUAAUUGAAUUGGAUUUCUCUUUUUUGAUGAGCCUAAUCGGUAAAUGUGAAGGUCCUCGACUGGUGAUCGCCCAAAAUCUUAAGCUUAAAGAAAUAAAGUUCAGCGACCACUUCAUGAAAAAAUCCAAACCGAAUAGCGUAGUUAUUCGAGGCAACCCUAUGCUUCAAUACAGUACUAUAGAAAGGCUGAGGAAAAACUUCAGACCUGGAGCGCUCGACUUGCAAGUUUUUGGAGAAUGUGGUCCACCCCUUCCCCUCAGCUCUUUUGCUGCCUUUCUCGGUUGCAAGGAAGUGUUUGGCGUCAUUUCUGUCAACAAGAACAUCACCGAGGUCGCUCGAUUACCCAUUGUCAAGCGUUUGCAGUUCGAAGGUUGCCUGCACAUCACAGAUACCAAGAUCUCAAACGUUGAUUUUCUCGACGACAUUUCGACCUUCACGAUGUCUCCGUAUCACAAGGAAUGCGCACAUGAGAUCAUCGAUAAUUUGAACCUUUGCAUUCGUGAUCCACAGUACGUGAAAAAGAAAUUCAAAGGCUUAGUAAUUAUCCAGGAUGAAAGCUGUGGUAAGCAGCAAAUGUUCUGCAUUGUGAACGUCUGA
Molecule: messenger RNA, 765 nt
Organism: Ostertagia ostertagi
Lineage: Eukaryota; Metazoa; Nematoda; Chromadorea; Rhabditida; Trichostrongylidae
Source: the annotation of a GenBank genome assembly